AUGGAUGAACUGCCUAUCUUGGAGAAUAAUUGGUCUGAUCAAGAGCUUGUGAUGAUUGUGUGUGCACUCAUUAAAAUGAACCGAAGUGAGACGGCAUUGAAAGUGUUGCGCAGUCAGAUUAAAGAACCUGACCUUGAUCGUCUAAACCGAGUUGCAGCGGCGAGUGCGCGAUUGGGCAAUGCACAGGUAGCACAGGGGGUACUGGCGAUCGUCCAUCACUUUAACCUGCAGCCUGACGUCGUCACUUUUACCAGCGUCAUUCACGCCUGUGCCCGUGGUGGCAAAUAUGACGUUCCAAUGGCUUUAAAUUUUCUGAACGAGAUGAUCGUAGCCGGUGUGGAGCCAAAUGUACGCACAUACGGCGCAGUUAUUCUCGCGUAUGCUCAGCUGGGAAGCUGGGAGGAUAUUAGAGACCUAUUGGACUCGAUCGUGUAUACGGACGAUGCGCACAAGAAGGAAGUGUUUACGUGCGCGAUUAUCUCAUGCUCACGCAAUCGCAAGCAUGACUACGCUUCCCGGCUCUUUGGGUUGCUCCUUGAGGAUGGUGUUUAUCCGGGUGAUAACGUCUGUAACGCCGCGCUCAGCUCCUGUGCACGGACGUCUGACCUGACACAGCUUCGUCGCAUUUUUAAGCUGGUCGAGCUUUAUGCAGCGCCCUCAACAUACUCGUACAAUUGCAUGAUCUCGGCAUUUGGUAAUGCUGGUCAAAUGGAUGAGGCGCUGCAGGUUUUCGAAAAAAUGCGGGACAGUAGUGUUUAUACGCCCGAUAUUGUCUCUUAUAAUUCGUUGCUAGUUGCUGCAGUGCGCUCUCGACAGGUAGAGAGGCUUCCCUUUAUCUUGUCACAAAUGGGUGAAGCUGGCUUGAAGUGGGAUGCAUACACACUGAGCAUACUGCUGCAGGGGUGUGCGGUGAAUGGCGACGUUAAGCUGGCCGAGCAGUAUUGGUUAGAGGCAACUCAAGAAAAAGCAGCAGACGCAAAUCAUCAUGUUGCUAAGCAUCGUGUUGCCCCCGAUCGUGCACAUUUUGAGACUCUUAUGAGUGUUUAUUACGCUGCGAAGGAUUACAAGGCUGUCGUAGAUUUGUGGCAGCAAAACAAGCUUUGCCGCCGUCGCGCCAAAAGCUCCAAGACUCUAAAUUUCUUGAUUCGCGCGUGCGUUUGUCUUAAGGAUGACAAAGCGGCGACGACGAUCCUGGCUGAGUUCGUUGACCGCGGACAGCCACUUUCCUCGAUCACGCAUCACCACAUGCUGGAAGUAUUUCUUUCUGCUGACAAGUAUACUGAUGCAUUGGCUUAUAUGCACAAGAUGAGGGAGGUGGAAGGCUUUGCAUCGAUUUUCUCGUUCACAUUGUUUAUGAAGUACCUGGCAAAGAAGAAUCGCCAUUCUGAUGUGCUAGCAAUGUUUGACUUGUACAUGGAAACUCGUGACGUUUCUUCAACAAAGCAGAAUCCGCUGCUUCAUUUUCCAACGGACGCAAUUUAUGUCUUGACAAUGCGAUCAGCAGUGGAGUUGCGAGAUCAUGAAACUGUGCUUUUCAUUUACGGUGAAUUGCCGACCACGGUGUCCAUUGCUGUUCGAACGGAACUUCUAGCGCUGGCCAUUGCAUCAUGUGAGCGUGAGGGAGACUGGCGCGCUGCAGUCACAAUGUAUGAUGAUAUGACCGGAAGGCUGGACAAGGACAUUAAUGUGGAGCUGUAUAAACAAGUCGUGAAGAUUGUUGCCAGUGCUGGAGAGUUUGACCGUGCCCUUGACGUCGGCGGUGGACAAUGGUACCGCCAGAAUCGACCUGAUCAAGGCUGGAGGCUUUGA
Peronospora belbahrii is the source of this 1809-nucleotide messenger RNA. The record is from the annotation of a GenBank genome assembly. Lineage: Eukaryota; Oomycota; Peronosporomycetes; Peronosporales; Peronosporaceae.